CUUGUUGGAGGGAGGCAGCAGAGCCCGCCCCAUGAGGAGGGACUAAGCAUUUAAUACGGCUGAGACCUCUAAACGGGCUCAAAGAGAGACCACCUGUGUUAGACACGGACAAACGAAGGGAGUUAGUUAUUGCGUCUCCAGUAGGACCGUUACUUCACCGCUGUUCUUGUUGCUCUUGAUUAUCUGAACUCGGACGAAACGUUACACAGACUGAACAUGAUAUUAUUUUCUCAUCAGCUUUUCAUCCUCCUAUGGAUUGUUGUCACAGUGUUAUCUUUUUCUUUAGGGGCAGAGUCCAACAUCCCGGCUCCUGACACACAUGGCAGUCCUGGGCCCACAGAUACAUCCAUGACCCCAGUCUCCACUGAACCCAGCUCCACAACCACAGACAGAGCCACCAUCACCACCCAGGACCCUUCAACUGUCCUCCCUAGCACUGAUGGCACCUCACCCACAACAGCAGCCAUCUCUAAAACUGAAGAGGUCUCUACUACAACAGACCUGACCUCAACUUCUGAUACGACAGAGUCUACGAGAACAGUCGGCACCACUGCGACAGAAACAAGAACUAUCUCGUCGAUCAGCACAACAGAGAUUACUUCCUCCCACAAGACCACAGCGUACACUGUCACUUCCCCUGAGUCGACGGAAAAAGACAGUCCGUCUACAGACAGUGGCAUGACAACACCCACCACCACACCUGCCCUUAGCAGAGGUGUCUCUCCGUCUACCACGGAACAUACCGAAACCUCCUCUGUCACCACUGAGACAGGCCGUACCUCAACUGAUGUCCCCACAGAGUCAAACACAACUCCAGACGUUACCCCAACCAGCAGUACCAAAGAGGCAGGCACACAUGAAACAACAGCCAUCAAUACAGAUACCACAGAUACAGGUACCAAAGAGGCAGGCACACAUGAAACAACAGCCAUCAAUACAGAUACCACAGAUACAGGUACCAAAGAGGCAGGCACACAUGAAACAACAGCCAUCAAUACAGAUACCACAGAUACAGGUACCAAAGAGGCAAGCACACAUGAAACAACAGCCAUCACUACAGAUACCACAGAUACAGGUACCAAAGAGGCAGGCACACAUGAAACAACAGCCAUCAAUACAGAUACCACAGAUACAGGUACCAAAGAGGCAGGCACACAUGAAACAACAGCCAUCAAUACAGAUACCACAGAUACAGGUACCAAAGAGGCAGGUACACAUGAAACAACAGCCAUCAAUACAGAUACCACAGAUACAGGUACCAAAGAGCCAGGCACACAUGAAACAACAGCUAUCAAUACAGCUACCACAGAUACAGGUACCAAAGAGGCAGGCACACAUGAAACAACAGCUAUCAAUACAGCUACCACAGAUACAGGUACCAAAGAGCCAGGCACACAUGAAACAACAGCUAUGAAUACAGAUACCACAGAUACAGGUACCAAAGAGGCAGGCACACAUGAAACAACAGCUAUCAAUACAGCUACCACAGAUACAGGUACCAAAGAGGCAGGCACACAUGAAACAACAGCUAUCAAUACAGAUACCACAGAUACAGGUACCAAAGAGGCAGGUACACAUGAAACAACAGCCAUCAAUACAGAUACCACAGAUACAGGUACCAAAGAGCCAGGCACACAUGAAACAACAGCUAUCAAUACAGCUACCACAGAUACAGGUACCAAAGAGCCAGGCACACAUGAAACAACAGCUAUCAAUACAGCUACCACAGAUACAGGUACCAAAGAGACAGCUACACAUGAAACAACAGCUAUCAAUACAGCUACCACAGAUACAGGUACCAAAGAGGCAGGCACACAUGAAACAACAGCUAUCAAUACAGAUACCACAGAUACAGGUACCAAAGAGGCAGGCACACAUGAAACAACAGCUAUCAAUACAGCUACCACAGAUACAGGUACCAAAGAGGCAGGCACACAUGAAACAACAGCUAUCAAUACAGCUACCACAGAUACAGGUACCAAAGAGCCAGGCACACAUGAAACAACAGCUAUCAAUACAGCUACCACAGAUACAGGUACCAAAGAGCCAGGCACACAUGAAACAACAGCUAUCAAUACAGCUACCACAGAUACAGGUACCAAAGAGGCAGGCACACAUGAAACAACAGCUAUCAAUACAGCUACCACAGAUAGAGGUACCAAAGAGCCAGGCACACAUGAAACAACAGUUAUCAAUACAGAUACCACAGAUACAGGUACCAAAGAGCCAGGCACACAUGAAACAACAGCUAUCAAUACAGCUACCACAGAUACAGGUACCAAAGAGGCAGGCACACAUGAAACAACAGCUGUCAAUACAGCUACCACAGAUACAGGUACCAAAGAACCAGGCACACAUGAAACAACAGCCAUCAAUACAGAUACCACACAUACAGGUACCAAAGAGCCAGGCACACAUGAAACAACAGCUAUCAAUACAGCUACCACAGAUACAGGUACCCAAGAGGCAGGUACACAUGAAACAACAGCUAUCAAUACAGAUACCACAGAUACAGGUACCAAAGAGGCAGGCACACAUGAAACAACAGCUAUCAAUACAGCUACCACAGAUACAGGUACCAAAGAGGCAGGCACACAUGAAACAACAGCUAUCAAUACAGCUACCACAGAUACAGGUACCAAAGAGCCAGGCACACAUGAAACAACAGCUAUCAAUACAGCUACCACAGAUACAGGUACCAAAGAGCCAGGCACACAUGACACAACAGCUAUCAAUACAGAUACCACAGAUACAGGUACCAAAGAGGCAGGCACACAUGAAACAACAGCUAUCAAUACAGCUACCACAGAUACAGGUACCAAAGAGCCAGGCACACAUGAAACAACAGCUAUCAAUACAGCUACCACAGAUACAGGUACCAAAGAGCCAGGCACACAUGAAACAACAGCUAUCAAUACAGCUACCACAGAUACAGGUACCAAAGAGGCAGGCACACAUGAAACAACAGCUAUCAAUACAGCUACCACAGAUACAGGUACCAAAGAGCCAGGCACACAUGAAACAACAGUUAUCAAUACAGAUACCACAGAUACAGGUACCAAAGAGCCAGGCACACAUGAAACAACAGCUAUCAAUACAGCUACCACAGAUACAGGUACCAAAGAGGCAGGCACACAUGAAACAACAGCUAUCAAUACAGCUACCACAGAUACAGGUACCAAAGAACCAGGCACACAUGAAACAACAGCCAUCAAUACAGAUACCACACAUACAGGUACCAAAGAGCCAGGCACACAUGAAACAACAGCUAUCAAUACAGCUACCACAGAUACAGGUACCCAAGAGGCAGGUACACAUGAAACAACAGCUAUCAAUACAGAUACCACAGAUACAGGUACCAAAGAGGCAGGCACACAUGAAACAACAGCUAUCAAUACAGCUACCACAGAUACAGGUACCAAAGAGGCAGGCACACAUGAAACAACAGCUAUCAAUACAGCUACCACAGAUACAGGUACCAAAGAGGCAGGCACACAUGAAACAACAGCUGUCAAUACAGCUACCACAGAUACAGGUACCAAAGAACCAGGCACACAUGAAACAACAGCCAUCAAUACAGAUACCACACAUACAGGUACCAAAGAGCCAGGCACACAUGAAACAACAGCUAUCAAUACAGCUACCACAGAUACAGGUACCCAAGAGGCAGGUACACAUGAAACAACAGCUAUCAAUACAGAUACCACAGAUACAGGUACCAAAGAGGCAGGCACACAUGAAACAACAGCUAUCAAUACAGCUACCACAGAUACAGGUACCAAAGAGGCAGGCACACAUGAAACAACAGCUAUCAAUACAGCUACCACAGAUACAGGUACCAAAGAGCCAGGCACACAUGAAACAACAGCUAUCAAUACAGCUACCACAGAUACAGGUACCAAAGAGCCAGGCACACAUGACACAACAGCUAUCAAUACAGCUACCACAGAUACAGGUACCAAAGAGGCAGGCACACAUGAAACAACAGCUAUCAAUACAUCUACCACAGAUACAGGUACCAAAGAGCCAGGCACACAUGAAACAACAGCUAUCAAUACAGCUACCACAGAUACAGGUACCAAAGAGCCAGGCACACAUGAAACAACAGCUAUCAAUACAGCUACCACAGAUACAGGUACCAAAGAGGCAGGCACACAUGAAACAACAGCUAUCAAUACAGCUACCACAGAUACAGGUACCAAAGAGCCAGGCACACAUGAAACAACAGUUAUCAAUACAGAUACCACAGAUACAGGUACCAAAGAGCCAGGCACACAUGAAACAACAGCUAUCAAUACAGCUACCACAGAUACAGGUACCAAAGAGGCAGGCACACAUGAAACAACAGCUGUCAAUACAGCUACCACAGAUACAGGUACCAAAGAACCAGGCACACAUGAAACAACAGCCAUCAAUACAGAUACCACACAUACAGGUACCAAAGAGCCAGGCACACAUGAAACAACAGCUAUCAAUACAGCUACCACAGAUACAGGUACCCAAGAGGCAGGUACACAUGAAACAACAGCUAUCAAUACAGAUACCACAGAUACAGGUACCAAAGAGGCAGGCACACAUGAAACAACAGCUAUCAAUACAGCUACCACAGAUACAGGUACCAAAGAGGCAGGCACACAUGAAACAACAGCUAUCAAUACAGCUACCACAGAUACAGGUACCAAAGAGCCAGGCACACAUGAAACAACAGCUAUCAAUACAGCUACCACAGAUACAGGUACCAAAGAGCCAGGCACACAUGACACAACAGCUAUCAAUACAGAUACCACAGAUACAGGUACCGAAGAGCCAGGCACACAUGAAACAACAGCUAUCAAUACAGCUACCACAGAUACAGGUACCAAAGAGGCAGGCACACAUGAAACAACAGCUGUCAAUACAGCUACCACAGAUACAGGUACCAAAGAACCAGGCACACGUGAAACAAUAGCUAUCAAUACAGCUACCACAGAUACAGGUACCAAAGACAGUGAGACCACAGGUACAGGGAUCACAAAGUCCAACAUCCCACCAAUGGGUCAGACCACUCUCCCAGUAACUGAGGCUAGUACCCUGUCUUCAACACCCCUCGCCGCCACUACAAGGGGCCCUGAGUCCUCUCUCCCAGUGACCGAUGGCUCCACGUCCUCAUCCCCCACCGCUACCAUUACAGGGAGCCCUCAUACAGACAAAACCACUGGAACAGAGGGGACUACCAAUUCUACAAGCACAGCUGGCACUGCAGCUUCGCCUCCCACCUCCAGCUCUUCCUCCAGUCCACCCUCUCCAGGCUCAACCCAAACCCCAGGCAGCAGCACUGCUGCCCCCGUAGACACCUCCACCACCACCCCUACCCCCUCACCCACCAUCACACCUACAGGAGAAACCCCUGGGCAACCAACUAGCAAAACUAGUGAGAGCCCACUUCCUCCUUUCCACACCUCGACCUUCCCUACCGGUGGAAGCACCACCCGGCCAGAAUCAGCCAUCACUGCUGCCACCUCCCUGCCUCCACCCAUCUCCAUAGUGUGUCCCUCCACUCCCUGUCCGUAUGAUAGCAUCUGUCUCAAUGGCACCUGCCAGUGUAUGUCUGGGACCUUCCUCUUAGAGGGCCAGUGUGUACAAGCCCAAGUGUUCUCUGGAGACCUGCAUCUCAACCAGACGUUUCAGGCUGAAAUGAGCAACCGGUCAUCAGUGAUAUUUCAGCAAACAGCAGCCAGGAUCUCAGAGGCACUGAGAAGAGCCUUGGAAAACGAGUCUGGAUACAGCCAAACUGAUGUUGUGCUGCUUAGGCAAGGCAGUGUGAUAGCGACCGUGAACAACGUGUUUAAACUAGGUUCCAGUGCCACCCAGACUUCGACCAAUGCCGCUAUAUAUAAAGCCAUACAAGACUGUAAUAUGACCUGUGGGACUAUACUGGAAAGAGCUGCAUUUACCGCCACUGACCUAUGUGAUCAGACCCCCCAACCAUGUGAUGUCCACUCUACUACGUGCGAGUACAAAGAAGAUGGAGUGACCAGAUGCUCCUGUAAGGCUGGCUAUAUCAACAGCUUCUACUCAAACCAAAGCUGCACAGCCUGUCCCAGUGGUCAAAGGGCAGAGGGAGACACAUGUGUGCCAUGCACGUUUGGCUACGCUGGAUUCAACUGCGCUGACUCGGCUCUGUUGGCAGUGGUAGUCAUCGCCUGUGUACUGGGGGGAGUCCUCCUCAUCAUGCUGCUGGCCCUGCUUGCAUACUUCUGCUGGUACCGGUCGCAGUCGGUGAAGAAAUCUUCAGCAGAGUUCAGCAGCCCGUACCCUGUGGAGGACUUCCGGGGCCCCUGGUCCACCACCCAGGGCAUCACCCCGAUCCCCCGGGCCAGCACCAACUGGGACUCAACCCCCAUGGAGAUGACCGAGGGGGGCAGCACACACACCCUGGUUGACAUGAAGCCCCACACCAACGGAGCGGGAUUCCACAUCCUGCCUAAACGGGGGAAGAAGACCGGGUCGUAUGACCUGACCUCAGACAGCAUGAACACGUUCAAGGGGAAGAACCAGUCUCGCUACUCCUACCUGGUGCAGGGCCACGAGAACCCUUACUUCAAACCUGCAGAUGAGAGGAGACCCGUAUGAGAACCUCAGUGACGUCUGGAGACAUUGGCCCGUACUCACAAAGUGUCUCUGAGCAGAAAUGCUGAUCUAGGAUCAUUUUUGCCUUCUUUGGUUCACUAUAAAUUCCUGGUUUACUUUUGAAACGUUCCGUUCAUCUGAUCAUAGUCUUUAUCCUGUUCUGCAAUACAAAGAGAGGAUUCUGAACAAGAUUUGUAAAAAAAUAUAUAUAAAAUGAAGUUUUAUUUGUGUCCAUUAGGCUGCGUUAAGACUGGCAGCCCAAAUCAUAUAUUUUUUCUCUUUUGAAAACUAUCUGGUGUGAAAAGAUUUGAUGUGGUUGGUCAAAAGACCAACAAGUUGGGGGAAAAAAAGGUCAGAAUUGGACUACCUUAAACGCAGCCUUAUUGAAUGAAGAGUUAGCUGAAUAUAGCUUGUCAUAGCCAGUAGUUGUCUCCAUUGUUCAGGGUCAAGCUUUUCAUGCUCUUUUUUUCUACAGUAUCCUGGUACAUUUAGUUACCUGGAUGUCAAUGUCUUAUUGAAGAGAUUACUGAUCUAUUUUAUUGAAGAUUGGUCAUUCUGCAUUGUAGUGUCUACGCUCUCACAAUCAACAUAGUAUUUCAAAGUGAUUCAUCUAUUGCCAAUUGCACUAAAUUAUGUAUUUGCGUUUCACUACAUGUGAUUUGUUUGGGUGGGGGGGGGGGGGGGAAUCAUAGACACAUUCUCAGUGAGAGCAAAUGUAUUUUUGUAUUUUUACUUUAGGAUUGAUUGUGUUUUCAUGAGGAGAGCUGUGUGUGUGAAUGGCUGAAGGAGCUGGAUCCCUAGUUCAGGGGUUUAUACAGUAAAGGGAGAUUUUGUAUUAGUCUGGCCUAGAGCUGAUAGACCUACUCUACAGUCUAUUAGUCUGGCCUGGAGCUGAGUAGACCUACUCUACAGUCUAUUAGUCUGGCCUGGAGUUGAGUAGGCCUACUCUACAGUCUAUUAGUCUGGCCUGGAGCUGAGUAGACCUACUCUACAGUCUAUUAGUCUGGCCUGGAGCUGAGUAGACCUAUUCUACAGUCUAUUAGUCUGGCCUGGAGCUGAGUAGGCCUACUCUACAGUCUAUUAGUCUGGCCUGGAGCUGAGUAGGCCUACAUCCUCUGUUAUUGGUACGUUCCCUGCUGAAGCUGCCUGCAUCUGCAAACGUGCCUGUUUUGAUUGGUCUUUUUGAAGAAUAGGGAAAUUAUGCAAAACAAACUCUCGACAAAGCUUGUUCUCAGAUGUGCCAAUUACCAUGUCUACACACUUCCGCAAAAAAUAUGAUGUUUAUGGAAGUCUCAUAUGUAUCUGUGUGUAUUUGUGAGUAUGUGUGUCUUGUGCACAAUUUUCUAAAUGUAUAUACAACUUUUGUAAAUGUAACGUCUUACUGCAGAGAAUGAUGUAAGUGUGAUGAAAAUACAUACAUUCAAACACA
Molecule: messenger RNA, 8038 nt
Organism: Salmo salar (Atlantic salmon)
Lineage: Eukaryota; Metazoa; Chordata; Actinopteri; Salmoniformes; Salmonidae
Source: RefSeq, a predicted model, not a curated record